AUGGCGACCUUUCGGGAGACUACACCAGUCGAGUCUGACUGGUUUGUCUGCUUGGCGGCUAUUGACGAUGUGCUCGCCCAUGGAUAUCACGACGAGACUCUCAACAGUCUCGGCAGUGGCAAGCAUGCGGGCCUCCAGACGAUGUUCAAGCUCUGUAUCGGCAAAUUCACUACCCCUACCCUCACCAUCCGCUUCACUGUGCGCAACGCCGACCGUCGCUAUACGGUGCUUACUCUGGUCUGUCCUCUUGAUGCACUUGAUGGCGAUCUUGUGGUCAAUUCGAUCAAGCCGGACGCAGUCGAGAGUAUUGAUCAAGAGGUUGAAGACGCUGUGUUGGACGCAUUCCCAGCCACAUUCGUUCAGCGAGGAGUCGACGAAUUCAGUACCAUCAAAUUCCACCUCGCGUCUGGGAAAGUCAAGCUCAUUGCUGCUGAAUUGGCACGACCUGGUCUGACAGUACCUGACGCUUGCAUGGACAUCCGCACCGCCCUACUAGCCCACAUCAAAUCCCGACACGGUGUUGUCCCCAUUCAUAUCCUCUUUCGCGAUGGGAGGACCUUCCCCCUACACUGGGCACCCAAGCUGGCCAACCUCGGGGAGUACACCUCGCCCUACGAGCCUUUCACCGCGAAUAUUCAGCAAAAGAUUUCAGCCCUGACUUUCGACAAUUUUGCAAUGGAAGAUGUCGAGAGGCCCGACGCCCCCGCUCCACGAAGAAAUAUCUUCAUGUCCAACGUCCAACGCACUGUAUCUCUCAUCGGAAGUGUGGUAGAGGAAGUGGAGGUGCUCCGCGAUCGUACGGCCGAACUUUUUGACACUCCUCUCAAAGUUGCUGUUAUUCGGGACCCCUUUUCCACUUGGGACCCUCAGCCGACAGACAAGGCAACGUUUGGCAUGAUUGCAGAUGGUGCACCCCUCCACCAGUAUUUUGUCCUCUCUGGCGAUAAAGUCUCGCAUCUCCUGCCCCGUACUGGUGAGCAGUGUCGGUUCUACAUCCCCACGGCUGCAGGCAAUCGGGAGCCACCCGACGUGAAGCUAACGGCUGACGAUAUCAACGACGUGGUGAGAGAGCUGGCUACAAAGUUGGACUUGGCUUACGAAAUUGCCGACUCCAACGGGUCAGACGAGACCAUCGCAGAGCUGUUUCUCUCGGAAGUUGAAGGUGUUCUGAUGUCUGUGGUGAAACACCCUAGCGAUGAGAGCCUUGUGUUGCUGCCUGAUGGAGACAAGUCCCUGCAACUAGCGAUCACAGCCAUGGAGUUGGCACCCGCAAUCGUCCAAGCCUAUGCUGAUCCUCACACUUUCCGCACCUUCUUGGAAUCAUGGGUUGAGAAAUAUGCCCGUCGGCGAGUCGCUUACCCUGACGGACGAGGGCAGCCGUGGCACGCCAUGCGUAUCGGACUGCCUGCUGGCACCAGAGCGGACAUCGCCAUGUUCUCAGUCAGCACUCCCAAUCAGAACGACUGGCCCACCCACCUGCAGAGUCCCCCAAUCCGCCCAAACCUUCCCUCGCACACUGUCAAGGGUCGACUGAACAAGUUCUUGGAAUCGCUAUCCUCCGAGUUGGAUGCGAACAAAUGCUCUACGGUUGACGUUGGUCUGUGGUAUUCAGCCAGCAAGGAGGGAGCGGAGGCUGAAUGCAACGCAAUCACUGACAUGAAUCGACUACCAAAGACCAGUAUGGCUGCACGAUUUUGGCAUCACUCACUCGAUUUCCAAGGUGACGCUCCUUCUCUCAAUCUACUGUCUGCCUUCCCUACUCUUCAGACUGCUUUGGACAUCGGAGAAUUCCUUGGCGAGCACGCAGAUGUUGUGAAAGACUUUCGGGGCAUGGGAGGCUACAUCUUUGUCGAUGGUGUCCCUGGUGCCGGGAAGUCAACCUUGGGUGUUACCGUCUGCAAAGCCAUCAUGGAGAGUGGCAAGAUUGCCUGGAUUGCGCCCUCAAACGCCUCGGUCCAGGAUGCUUGCGAGCGACUGGCGAAAGCGACUCCUGAAAAGACUGUUCGUCGGAUGCUACCUUGGGCAGCAGAGCUCGGCAACUUGACAACUACUCCGCCUAAGCCUCGCCAGAUCGUCACUGAGAAACGUCUUUCAAUGUCUGAGACCAAACUCGCUACCUACGUCAACAAACUCUCAGCUGCCCGUUUCGCUUCUGUCCAACCCUCUAUGAUCCCUUCAUCUAUGAGCAACCUGGCACACAAAAUGGCGAAAGAAGACGAGCUCAACUGUGCCAAUUUCUUGCGAGGCAUGGAUGAGCUCAAGAACUCCCCUAAAUGCUAUGCAGAAAACAUUGUUCAGCGUCGCGCUACGGCUCUGGAACUGCUCUGCACGACCAUCAAGUCCUGUGACGCUGUUUGUGCCACACCGAUUGCCUUCGCCCAGUUGAUGGACCACAUGAAAAGAUUCAUGCCCGGCUUCAAGUUCUCGCUUGUUGUGGUUGACGAAGCUGGACGUAUGUCAGAGAAUGCGUCGCUGAUUUCAAUCUCGAAGUGUCCUGACACCCCACACUUGUUCAUCGGCGACAACAGACAAUUCGCUCCAAUCAGUCUGCUUCAUGGAGACCGAAAUGUCAAGUCGUUUUUCAGUCCUCAACGCGGCCUCAGCCUUUUCCAACGCGUGAAGUCGGUUGGAUCGGUGACUGCCACCUUGAGUGUCAAUCACAGAGCGUUUGGGCCGGUGGUCAACUGGGCGGCCGACCACAUUUACGGCGGUGAGAUGGUGGUCGCGAACCAGAGUGACAGUAAAGCGUCGCUAGAGAUGCGGAGGUGGCUCUGUGACAAAUUUGAUCGAAAAGCGAAGGGUUCGACCUUUGUCUGUGAAGUUGGAGAUGCGGCAGAGGUGCCAGUUGGGACUUCUUUUGCAAACCCAAUCAACGCCCUCUUUGGGAGAGAGCUCAUCGCCAUGAUCUAUCGCGAGGCUCCCCUCUACAACGCUCGCGAUGUCAAGGCUCGUGUCAACCCUCCUCGCUUUGGGUCUACACUGGUCAUCGUUGGCUAUUCGGCACAGAAGAAUGAAUGGGAAGGCCUGAUGAGUGAGCUUUCUCCUGCUGAGGUCCCCUUGGACCGAGUGGAAGUUCGCACUAUCGAUGACUCCCCAGGCCAUGAAGCUGAUUUGGUCAUCUGUGACUUGACUCGCACCGACAAGGCUGGUUUCCUCCACGAAAGAGAACGCCUCGCUGUUUUGUCGACCCGCGCUCGCGUUGCCAUGGUCAUUUUGGGAUGCCCAAAGACAGCCCACCCGAAGAGUUCCCUCGGUGAUUUGUUCAGGUAUGUCGAAAAGAACAAGGCCUAUGGCAAGGUGCGUACCGAUCGCAAGGCAUCUUGGCACAAGUUCUGUGACAAGUGUGCUCAGCAUGGUCACACCACUAUCGAGUGCAAGGCUGCUCCCACAUGUCCCAUUUGCGUUGCCAACCGUCGCCCAUACAACCACGCGCUGCGAUUCUGCCCACACGCUCAUACGAAGCCAUUCCCCGACAUCUUCACUUUAGAUCCUGUGCCUGGCGACGGUGUAGACCGCAACCCAUUCGGCUCUGGGAGCUCUCUCACCGGCAAGCGACAGAAGUCUCGAAACGCAGCUAGGGAGGCGAGGAGGACCUAGGAGGCAAGAAGCUAGUGAUGCACAGGAUGCGCAGG
This is a messenger RNA of Ilyonectria robusta, 3632 nucleotides long. RefSeq lists its product as uncharacterized. Bases 1 to 3597 code for a protein of 1198 amino acids. NCBI's taxonomy places the organism in Eukaryota, Fungi, Ascomycota, Sordariomycetes, Hypocreales, Nectriaceae. The transcript has 2 exons. Gene Ontology annotation, molecular function: 5'-3' DNA helicase activity. The record is from RefSeq and is a predicted model, not a curated record.